AUAAUAAAUGUCCACUUUGCUCCCAAGUACAUACUUUAUAUAAAUGUGAAUCUUUUAGAAGCUUAUCUAUAGAAAAUCGCAUACAAAAGGCAAAAGACUUAACUGUUUGUCUCAAUUGCUUACGUAUUGGGCAUUCUGCUAAUAACUGUAAGUUUUCAAAUUGCAGAUACUGCAAACUUAAGCACAAUACGCUUUUGCAUUUAGAAGCUAGUGAACCCAAACCACUUUCUAAUCCUCUGCCUUCUGCACUUCUUUCUGUAUCGCCAACUACUUCAGAUGUUGCGCUUUCAGCUAAUUCUAUGCAGCUUGCUACUUCUUCGCAUGUUUUCCUGUCCACAGCUUUGGUGAACGUGACCAGUGCGACGGGUAAGAAGUUCACUGCUCGCCUACUGCUGGACAACGGCAGUACGGCCAACUUUAUCACGCAGAGUUUAGCGGAGCAACUGGGUUUGUCACAACGCGGUAUGAGCACCAAGGUGACUGAUGCCAACAUCACGAGCCUGGAUCGCUGGAAGAGGAUCCAGUACAUCAGACAGCACUUCUGGGGACGCUUCCAUAAUGAGUACACUUCUCUGCUGCAGGCCAAGUCAAAGUGGUUAAAUUCCAGAGGCGAACUGAAACCAGGGUCCUUAGUCCUGAUCAAGGACAAGACGACGCCACCGCUGCUCUGGUCCCUGGGUCGGGUCACUAAGACCUAUCCCGGCGUCGACGGAGUCACGCGGGUGGCUGAGCUGAAGACGAGGAGGGGCACCAUUCGUCGUGCCUUCAACUGCAUCUGCCCGCUCCCUAUCGAAGACUUUUGAAGAGCAUCCUUCAACCCGGGGAGUAUGUCGGCGCACCUCAGCGAGCAACCGCGAUGGCGACCGAAGGGAGUGCUGCGGAGGCCGGGGCGGGGGCUGCCCCGGCUGGCGAGCCCGCGGCCGCGCUCCCUUCACUUCUCUCCGCGACGCGCUUGACCACGGGCACUUACCUGUUUUCUUGGUUUUAUUGUAAUUUUAACGGCAUUAAAAGCCUAUGUAAUACAGUC
Molecule: messenger RNA, 1027 nt
Organism: Helicoverpa armigera (cotton bollworm)
Lineage: Eukaryota; Metazoa; Arthropoda; Insecta; Lepidoptera; Noctuidae
Exons: 2
Coding region: 300-803 (167 amino acids)
Source: RefSeq, a predicted model, not a curated record